GGGAACCCCAAUGCAUUAUUCAGUAUGGUGGCCGCCAUCUUUGUUUACGAUUCGUAACCAACCACUGGCAGGAACAGACAGCAAGAACAUGAAAUCAACAUGAUUCUAUGAAGAUUUCGAGUAACCUUAAGGUAUUCCCGAAAAAUGGCAGAGAGCCAAGCUUUGGAGGACUUCAUGACCGGAAAUGACGUACCGAGUAACCUCCCGUACCUCCACCUCUCGUUCUUCGUCCACAGUUUCGUUCCACGCCGUUACGUAGAAACUCUUGUGCCGACCAAAACACAAACGGUCGUUGGGAGCUUCGCGGAAGGACUGCGACUUCCUGCGUUUGUAGUUUUAAAACCGGACGGAACGUUUACGAAGAAAUGCCUGACUAAAGAACCCACUGUGACGUUUUUCCAUAUAAAAGACGUCAAAAUUGCACUACCUUCUGUCACCGAUGCUGAUUCAUGUCAUUACGUCAUCUCCCAGGAAAACGUGCAUGCCGGGCAUUGCCGUUUAAAAGUCCUUCAAAAUGGAAGUAACGAAAAUGAACAAGAUUUGUCUGUAAAUAAAAAAGGUAUUAUAUAUUUAGGCAGCAGUCUAUCAAAGAAGAAGUUCCAGACCAAAAUCUCCUCUAACAAAAAAGCGAUAGAUUCCAUGCUAGGCACAUUGCUGAAUUCCGGAACCGGAAAUGGUCUAGACAUGAAAUUUUCAGAUAUAUUUACCGGAAUUCCUGAGGAUUCCUUGGACCUCCGUCGUCCUUUUACCUCUCAGGGUCUCCGAGGUGUCUUACUCAGCGCACGACAGGACCGUUUUAAACAACAGUCAGCAAGCGAUCAGACUGGUCUAAUUCAAGAAGUAGAGCAGUCAGAGGUGACUCAUGAACUGGCGAUCCUUUAUCCCGGAUGGCCAACACAAGCAGACGAAUGGGUAUCUAGAAGACGUCUGCAAAAUUGGCCCUCAGAGAGCGGAGUGGAAAAGGUUACGUCGAUGGGCUGCCAUAUCGUUCCGACACCUCACUGCAAAAGCUCUCAAUCCGACAUUGAAUGGCGGUUAUCGUUUGCCCUUGCGGAAAAGACUUUGAUCAUGGAAGAACUUGCCGACUCCCAAAGACAAUGCUUUCUAAUGUUCAAUAUGCUCUGUGUUCACGUUAUAUCAGAAGGCAUGAUACACCAGCAUCACAUACGUUCCAUCUUUUUUUACGCAUGCGAAAACCUGAGUUCUAGUCUCUGGCAUAAGAAUCCGGCCUACUGUGUGUUGUAUCUUUUAGACCAGUUGUUGGAUGCAGUGAAACAAAAGUUCCUACCGGACUAUUUCGUCAAGAAAAAUAAUCUGCUAGACUUUUUAUCAGAUCUGCAGUCCUCCCAGCUAGAGAGAAGGUUUACAACGAUCCGAAGGCGUCCCUUAGAGGAACUAUUUUCUCUCGCGGAGAACUACACAAUUUUGGAUGUCUUUCCCUACAAUACAGAAGUAAAGAAGAUGUUUGCUCAGGUUCUGGCGGACGCGAAAGGAUACAAGUCCAGUGCCCAGGCCAAGAAAACGGUUGAAAGUUUUAUGAUAGUGUGUAAUGGGUUAUGCAAUGGAUUUUACCACGAAUAUGGUUUCGAACAUUGUGCUGCAAUUUUCGAAGAUGUCAUUGAUAACUUCGUGGUCCCUAUUUAUGGUAAGACCGACGCCGAUAAGCAGCGCGACUACAUUCCUCAUCUUUUGAAUGAAAAGAACAUCGAAUUCAGCAACGUCCUAGAGAUAGAAGAGAUUUGGAAACCGAUUACAUUCUGUCGGUUUCUGAUAACUAGAUAUGUGGAUGGGAAAAAGGGGCCUGGGCUGUAUGAGCACUUGGCUUGUCUCUAUCAUGCAGCAUCGUGUGUAUUUAAGGCCAACAAAAAAGAUCUGAUACAGAAAGCCGACGCCAUGUUUCAAGAAGCUUUGAAUCGAGAGGGCGAAGGUCACGGCGCAGGCUUAUUCGUAGAAUACGGUCACUUCCUCUGUGUAUGUGAGAAAUACACAGACGCAAUCAAAAUUUUAAGACGGGCUGUAGAAUCUGAAAUAGACAGUCCUACGAGUGUUAAUUACUACGGUAAGAUGGAAUCGAUAACUAUGGACGAGAACAUACAAAGGGAGAUAAACGCCACCGGAAGUCUGGAACUCCUGUCCGUGAUAUACGCAUAUUAUUUGUUGAUUCAGUGCUAUGUCCAAACCAAACAGGAAGCGGAUCUGAUCACCACUGUGCAGGACAUGGAAUCAAUGUGUGACCGAGUGAAGGACCCCAAGGCUUAUUCCCUGUUGGGAUACAGUCUUCUACGGACCAAAGAUAAACAGAAGGCCCUGGGUGCAUUUAAAUGUGCGCUGGAUCUUGAUCCCAAAUGCAAACUAGCGAAAGAAAACGUAGCAAAACACAAGAAGAAAAAGUAGCCGUGGCCAUAUUGUAGAGUAAUAUGGUGUCUGUGUUCGUGUAUUUUGACAUGAUUGGUAAUAAAUGUUGAUUGUUUCGUAAUCAAUACACAUAUUAUAACAUU
Messenger RNA from Magallana angulata, 2498 nucleotides. RefSeq lists its product as uncharacterized. Lineage: Eukaryota; Metazoa; Mollusca; Bivalvia; Ostreida; Ostreidae. The coding region runs from base 145 to 2394 and encodes 749 amino acids. The transcript is spliced from 2 exons. The record is from RefSeq and is a predicted model, not a curated record. Gene Ontology annotation, molecular function: protein binding.